AUGUUCCAACCCGGCCUGAGCCCACCAGAUCCUCCAACUGCUCUACAAAAGAGCAAGCUUCUCCGCGGACUCAAUUCCGAUAAUAAUAUUCAAUCAAUUACCCAUAAAGUUUCUGAAAUGAAACUUGAUACGGUCUCCGUACCGGUUAAUUCAAAAUUUGUUCCCAAUAAUUUGGAAUCAAAGACCAUAUCGGCUAAAUUAAAGGAUCCAAUUCUCUCUGAUCGUCACCCAUUUGAGGAUUACUACCAUGACCAGCAAAACGUUGAGCAAAAUUCCGAAAAUCCUGUAAAGCGUCUGCUUCUGAACACUAAUCUCGAUGAUAUUCAAGCCUUUCGCAACGAGACCAUUCCUUGCAUGAAGAAGCCUGGUAGGUGCCAUAUGAGAAUUCCAGCUGACAGUCAGAGACCUCCAUUGAGCUUUUUUUGUGGAGCCAAACCAUCUCAGCCGUACGCUCUUUAUGUGGUUGCACAGGGAGGUACAAGUUUAAAGUGUUUUUCAGUUUUCAAAGAGUUGCCUGCUGAUGAUCGUCCGGAUCUCUUUUCAGCGGACCUUUCAUGCUUUUCCUAUGAUAUUCUUUCAGAAAGACAAGCUGUUGUUAGUGAUUUCCUAAUUGGAGAUUUAAUAAUCGUUUUCAGCCUGGAAGUUCGCUACGGUGUUCCUCCAGAUUCCUAUUUGAGAGACUCCACUCAUGUUUUGAAGCUGGAAUCUCACAAGUACUGGAGUAUCGAAAAGUUUGCUGUCGUUCAGAGAUGUGUCACCCAGCCGGAGCCGUUCUCCGUCCACCAAUCUCAUUUCAAAGCUGACAAAAGAUUGAUCCUGGUGAAUAAUAUUUUGACGCCUCUAACAGUGCCUACAAAACUACUUGGUGAAUCUUGUCGAGGGGUGGUUCGAGCUUUUCUGCCACAAGCGGCCCCGGGCUUGACGCUGAGCUCUCUGAAACCAGGAGUUCUAUACGAAGAAGUUAGAAGACGCACGGCUCAUCUUGGCAGUCACUGGGAAGCGAUGUCGCCGCAAGUUCUUGAUCUUGAGGUGGUUGAUAAUGGAAGUAUGCUAUCCCGACUUGUUGAAGAAUGCAUCGAUGUGAAUACGGAAGCUAUUGCAACAUUAUAUGAAGAUCGUGGCACUCAUCCCACUAAAGUUGAAAAGGUUACCUGCGGUCUCCGUACCGUUACUAUUCAAUUUACAAUCGGUACUCCAUCUUAUUCCGCAGCUAUUCGAAAAUGGAAAAAAGGAACUAGGUGCUCGUUGGAAACUGCUGCGGGUGAUAUUCUUUCUGUGUUGGUGGAGAAUGCUAUCCCAUUAAAAUCUCGGGUUAUCAUCACAGCAAGCAUUAUCAAAUCACGUGUUGAUGUUAGAAUUCUUAAUACGUUACUAGGUCAACAUGUGAUUAUCAAUCAAGAUUGUGGGAAAAAUUGA
Molecule: messenger RNA, 1416 nt
Organism: Caenorhabditis elegans
Lineage: Eukaryota; Metazoa; Nematoda; Chromadorea; Rhabditida; Rhabditidae
Gene: Y53F4B.10
Product: AAA_12 domain-containing protein
Exons: 1
Coding region: 1-1416 (471 amino acids)
Source: RefSeq, marked reviewed